This is a messenger RNA of Tripterygium wilfordii, 2248 nucleotides long. Its product is annotated as probable folate-biopterin transporter 8, chloroplastic. Gene Ontology annotation, cellular component: membrane. The record is from RefSeq and is a predicted model, not a curated record. Lineage: Eukaryota; Viridiplantae; Streptophyta; Magnoliopsida; Celastrales; Celastraceae.
UGUAUCACAUCCCUUCUUCUUUUGAGCAAUUCAAAGAGUGUUGCUUGCCUUCGUAAACACCCGAAUCCCACCUUUUUUUUUUCUUUGUUCAUAUUCAAAGAGUGUUUCUUUAACCUCUAUUCGUCGUCUUCUAUCAUGAUUCAAUCAUUAAUUUCUUCUAAGAGCCCCCAGAUAACGACGACUACAAGGAACCCAAGAGUUCAUAAUCGCUCUCAAAGGUUAUCUAAUUUAGAUUUUAUACCAACAACAAUCCUAUGUUCCUCUCAAACCCAAAAUCCAAACAGUGUCAACAAGUUUACAAGACCCAGAAACAAUAUUCUGGGGCAUGUAAUGGUGACGCCAGUACAGGUGGAAAGAAAAGGCAGGGAUAUUGAGGAGGAAAGGGAUUUUUCUCAAUUGGGUGCAAGACAGUUGCCGAUUUUGUGUGGGUUGGGGUUUUGGGUAUAGGGUUUUAGGUGCUUUCCAUGGUUAGCACUCAACUUCCACAUGGCACAUGGUCUCAACGUACACCCUUCAACAUUGCAGCUUGUACAGUACUCUGGUAACCUUCCCAUGGUGGCCAAGCCUCUCUAUGGGAUCCUCUCUGACGCUCUUUACAUUUUUGGUGCUCACAGAAUACCUUAUAUUUCCAUUGGAGUUCUUUUGCAGGUCUUGUCUUGGGGUUCAUUGGCAUUAGCUCCUGUUGUAGGUCAAGCCCUUCCAAACCUCCUGGUGUGUGUGCUUCUAAGCAAUCUGGGAGCAUCCAUUACAGAAGUUGCUAAGGAUGCUCUUGUGGCAGAGUAUGGCCAGAAAUACAAAAUGGGAGGCCUCCAGUCUUAUGCAUAUAUGGCCUCAGCUGUGGGUGGUGUCUUAGGCAACUUACUAGGUGGAUAUUUUUUGCUCAAAGCACCACAAAGAACAAUGUUUCUCGUAUUUGCAGUGCUCUUAUCUAUUCAAUUCACGUUUUCAUCGACAACAAGAGAGGAUUUUCUUGGAUUAUCACUGCGACCAAACCAAGCAAGGAAAUCAAUUUGGGAAAGUAUCAGAAAACAGCUAUCUGAUCUUAAAAUGGCAAUAAAAGAGGACAGCAUCUCAUGCCCUCUUGCUUGGGUUGUAGCUUCUAGUGCCAUGGUCCCGAUUCUCUCAGGUUCUAUCUUCUGCUAUCAAACUCAGUGUCUACAUCUCGAUCCUUCUGUUAUAGGGAUGUCACGAGUGCUUGCUCAGUUGAUGCUUCUUUCCUUGACUGUACUUUAUGACCGAUGCUGGAAAGAUGUUCCAUUGAGGAAGUUGGUUGGUGCAGUGCAGAUAUUAUAUGGUUGUUGCCUUCUUCUUGACCUUGUUCUAGUGAGACAGAUCAAUCUUUUGCUAGGAAUUCCAAAUGAGGUGUUCGCCCUUUGCUUUUCUGGUUUUGCAGAGGAUCUUGCACAAUUCAAGCUUCUUCCUCUUUUGGUGCUAGUGGUGAAUUUAUGCCCCCGAGGUUGUGAAAGAUCUCUCACUUCGUUCUUAGCAUCAGCAUUGUGUUUGUCAUCCAUUCUCCGUGGUUUUCUGGGCGUGGAGUUGGCUUCUUUGAUUGGAAUAACGUCUAGUGAUUACUCAAGCUUGCCAGCGGGUAUUUUGAUACAGUUCCUUGCAGCGUUAGUGCCUCUAGGAUGGCUACAUUAUGUACCCAUGUGCCAAACAAUUAUUGAGAAGGAAAAGAGAAGUUCGAGUAGAAGAACCCGGAGAAACAAACGGAUUGGAAGAACGGUGCUAGGUUCAAUAUCUGUUUAUCGACGCGAAAGGGAAUCCAAGACACAGAGUUGACAGAAUCAGUUGGUCCUACUAGGGCUUUUGAGAACAAGGAGAAAACAACCAUAGGACUUUUGAAGUCUCAGUUUUUGGUGUCUAUGCUCCUGAAUUCGUCAACGAGGCUUCUCAUUAUUAGUUUUGCCGGAGCCACAAUUCAGACUGGGAAUGCUCUUGAAAACCUGCAUUGGAUGAUCUGUUGGAACAUAAGCAUGCAUAUGAUUAACUCUAACAGUAGUAGUAACAGAUUGCAUGCAUAAACAGUAACAUAUAUUGAUCAACACCAACAGCAGCAUAGUAACAUACGAGUACAAGAAUAAUUUGUUGAAUUAAAAUAUCAAACCAACUGUUGAAGCAACUGGACAGGAGAUGAGGGAGCGAGGUACACCUUAGCGAAUCUCCUUAAAGAGAAUUUGCCCCAACCAACGGGUGUAUUUGCUUUCUGGACAAUCCCUUCCCAAGAUACAACGCUCCACACCAUGAG